GUGUGUUACGUCACAGGACGUCAUUCAUGGACAGAAUACAGACCAUCGAAGGAUAAGUGUAUCGUCAUAAAAAUCACAAACCUUCUAAUCUGUGGGUGAUUUUCGAUCGGACCAAAAGGUCAAGAUGCCAAGACAAGAUGGGAGACUGUCUUGGGAUGAAUUAGUCAUCAUAAUUGCUGGCUUCAUCUGCCAGCAGUUUGAGGAUAUAUUCCUUAGACUACGCCUUCAUGCCCAUCAGCUGGUCCUCCAUCAUCUUCAUGGUGUCAACGAAGCCAGUCAGGAGAUCCAUCUGAGCAGAUCUCACAUGGUUCCUCAACAGUGCACAGACACUGAUGUGACAACGCCACUGUUCGACCGACUGAUGUGGCAGGAGCAUGCUGACCUGUUGAGGAGAACUCAUCUCCAGAUGCUGCAGGUUCCUCGGAUCCCGCUGCAGCAACAGCAAGGGUGUACGGUUUUCGACGGCUCCAUAACUUGGUCUCAGCACAAGAGAUGGCUACCCAAACAUCUCCGGAUCAAUUCGGGACCGUGGCUGAAGCACCAGCAGAAGUUACCUGCCCUAAAGCUGUGACGUCAGGAACUGCGCCAGCAGAGGAAUCACCGGCGCCAGCAGUCGUCAGCCCCAAUGCUGUUUCAUCUCAGACUGUGACAGCACCUGCAGCUGCAGCCGCAACGACUGCUGCCGGAAUCGCAGAGGUUCCUAGUGGACAAGCCUCAUCCACAAUGACACAGGGAGACUCUGGCUACAGCAGCAGUGGGAGGCAGGAUGGAGGUGGAGAUGGAGCUGUUUCACGUGAACCCUUGCCAUUUCGCCCCGGUGACACGAACAAUGCAGCCCCGAAGAACAGCUCAGACAGGAACCACGCCUCCAGCGGUGAUGGAACCACCGCCAACAACUCUGAUGAUGAAGGCAGAGAUGAUGAAGAGCAUGGAUGAUGCUGUUUAGUGAUUAGUAAUGCCUAAUAAGACUGAAAGCGUAGUCCCCAGGGGUGUGGAAAAUAACAAUUCUAGAUAACAGUCAAUCACUGAUGUGUCGAACUUUGAUGUGUCGAACUUACAGCUGUCUCAAUGUGAAAACUUGGUACUUUCGAAUUUCUUUCUUUUGUAUUUCUUAAGUAAUCGCUUUCCACUGACUCAUGCUAGACAACUGUUUUGGAACGAAACGUCACAUGAUAAUAUAAUAAAGCAGUUAUCAUCCAUAAAGUAUCUUACCUUUCUUAUAAUCAUUUUGCAGUUGUGUCAGACUGUGUUCAUACAUUGGUUUCUUCAACUUCGACACAUUGGUGUUUGACUGUAUAGCUUUGAAAACAGUCUAAGUAAACUUAGGCUCAGUA
Haliotis rubra (blacklip abalone) is the source of this 1334-nucleotide messenger RNA. RefSeq lists its product as uncharacterized. The transcript is spliced from 6 exons. The record is from RefSeq and is a predicted model, not a curated record. Bases 493 to 936 code for a protein of 147 amino acids. Lineage: Eukaryota; Metazoa; Mollusca; Gastropoda; Lepetellida; Haliotidae.